AUGGACGAUGAUGACAGCCUGGUCGCUUGUCCCCCAGACAUUUCGAGAUUGUGCGUUCCGCCUGUUCAGCUGCCGAGGCGUCUGCAAAUCAACGGUCAAGACGACGUUAAGAUUUCUCCACAAGUAUGCUGCGAAGAUGAAAUCCAAUUCCGAGAAUGCGUAGGUUGGAAGCCUGCGCCUGCGGCUGCUCAUUGGACGGCCUGCGGGGCCACAGUGUGCUUCAACGGGGGGCUGUGCCAGGCCCUCAAGUGUGUUUGCCCCUUCGGGUUUAAUGGUUCGGAUUGCUCGCAGCCAGUGAGCAGCGCGGCGGCAGCUGCUGCCACAAGCGGGACGUCAGUCAUCAGCCCAGGGCCGACCCUCCUUGCGGGUGAUACGGGUGGCGGUGGCACAAAGUGGUACGUCAUACUGUUCGUGGUGGCGGGCGGGAUAGCGCUCGUUGCCCUCGGUCUUGGCGUUGUGGUUGUACUUCGGCGGCGGAGGCAGGACAAGCAGACAAUGCGCCAAUUCCAGGAGCUUGUGAAGCAGAACUCAGUCUCCGAAGGGCAGGGGCAUGACGAGGAAGCAAACCCGUGA
Molecule: messenger RNA, 573 nt
Organism: Klebsormidium nitens
Lineage: Eukaryota; Viridiplantae; Streptophyta; Klebsormidiophyceae; Klebsormidiales; Klebsormidiaceae
Source: the annotation of a GenBank genome assembly